AUUAAAGCAGGUUCUUUUACUCAUCCCUGCAAUUGGUUUAAACUGUAAACGAAGGACAUGAAAGACUUCACAAUCUGUGGUCAUACAUGGAAACUUGGUAUGAGUAGAGAUAAUGCAGAACAGUACAAAAGAGUUUGCAAAACAGAAAAAAAAUUCUCUACUGCAGCAUUCAAGAAUUGUGUUCAAAAUCAAUUACAAGAUUUACCAGAUGAUACACCUAUUUCAGAAAUUUUCUUUUCAAUGGAGCUUCACAUAUUUUUUGGAAAUACAAACCGUAUGUAUAAUAUAAGUGAUAAAAUGGUGUCCAAAAAAGAAACAUUAGUUUUAAUGAAUAUGUGGAAUAAAGCAACAUGGUUUAAUAAGCCAAAUUUGCACUGGGGCCAGUUCAAGGGAGGAUAGUGUUUAAAGCUAUUAUAGAACAUAAAACAUUAGAAAAUAUUCUUAAAUCCAAGCUUGAUGUUGUACCUACAACAAAGCAUAUAUUGCGUUUAAAGAAAAUUUAUCUCAUAAAGUUUAUGCUUUAGUUGUCCAUAUCUACUUUACUGGAAUCAAUGGCUGACAAAUAAUCAGGAACAAUUCUUGGUUUUUGGUCAGAGCAGAAUUUCUAAAACUGUUUAUAACGACUUCAAACGGUUCUAUUAGCAAGGAUACAAAGUUCCAAGUUAUCACAAACUGUAUCAAUUAAAACUGCUGAGUUCAGUUAUUGUUUAUAGCAGUAGAAUUUCACAUUUCAAAAUUCAAUUACGUAUAUUUUUUAUUAAUCUUUUAAUUUUA
Messenger RNA from Hydra vulgaris (swiftwater hydra), 774 nucleotides. NCBI's taxonomy places the organism in Eukaryota, Metazoa, Cnidaria, Hydrozoa, Anthoathecata, Hydridae. The record is from RefSeq and is a predicted model, not a curated record.